This is a messenger RNA of Ruditapes philippinarum (Manila clam), 366 nucleotides long. RefSeq names its product perlucin-like protein. The record is from RefSeq and is a predicted model, not a curated record. The transcript has 3 exons. The coding region runs from base 1 to 366 and encodes 121 amino acids. NCBI's taxonomy places the organism in Eukaryota, Metazoa, Mollusca, Bivalvia, Venerida, Veneridae. Gene Ontology annotation, molecular function: signaling receptor activity.
AUGGUCCGGAGCGCAUCCUGGAUGGUUAGUUUGGAUUACCGUAGAGCUAUCGGGGACUACUGUCAACAUCUCAGUGCUUACCUCGUCCGGGUCGAGACUUUAGCUGAAAACGAUUUCCUAAAAGAUUUACUGAGCACAACUCAAGCUGGUAAUGCGUGGAUUGGACUGACUGACCAGGAGCAUGAAGGUAUUUGGAAAUGGAUUGACACAGACAUUCCGGCAACAUUCUCGGAUUGGGGUCCAGGAGAGCCUAAUAAUUAUCAAGGUCAAAAUGAAGAGUGUGUGUAUUUCUAUAGUUUUAAAGACUAUAUGUGGAAUGAUGGCAUGUGUCACCACAAGGCUGUACCUUUGUGUGAAAAAGACUAA